Molecule: messenger RNA, 1869 nt
Organism: Durusdinium trenchii
Lineage: Eukaryota; Dinophyceae; Suessiales; Symbiodiniaceae
Source: the annotation of a GenBank genome assembly
AUGGAGGACAGCUUUCCUUGUGCAGCGCCAGGCUGCGAAAGCACCGGCAGCAAGCUGUGCAGCCGCUGUGGCAAAGCAGCAUAUUGCUCCGCCGAAUGCCAGCGCAAGGAUUGGAAGGUGCACAAGUUGCAGUGCCAGAAAGCUGAGACGCCGGAGAACCGUAUCAGUGACCACUUGGCGAAGGGCCAGCUGUUUUCGGCGCAAGAAGCGCUGCAACAGCUGGAGAAACCCAACGCGCGCCUGGCGGCCGAGCUGGAAGAGAAGCUCAAGUUGGGCAUCCUUUCCGAGGUGAUUGCCGAUCGCCUGAGCCUUCAGCCAGCCCGAUACGGGCUCGGAUAUGUGGCGGCCAAGGACCUUUCUGCUGGAGACCCCCUCCUCUUCGACACCGCCUUUUGCUCAGCACCCAUGGACGGCGACCAGGAAUUCUACUGCACCAUCGCGGAGAAAUCCAUUCGUAAAGGCCAUGCGGACCGCAGGGCCAGCGCUCGUGUGGAUGCGCAAGCGGACUUCUACUAUGAUAGUCUCCUGAAACUGUGCACCAAGGACUCCCACGACCGAGCCACCUUGGAAGGGACCGAGAUGGAAGCGGACACGCGCGAGCAGAUCCUGGUGUGCUCCAUCGCCGAAGCCAACUCGCUGUACUGCACCGAGGAGCCGAACUUUGCGGCGCUGUACGCCGCGGGCGCUCGCUUCAACCAUUCCUGCGCGCCCAAUGCCUCCAUCGAAAGCUCUCGAAGUCGACUCUUAGUGCGGGCCGCCACAGCCAUUCCAAAGGGCAUGGAGGUGACGAUCAGCUAUUUGCCACCACAGCUCCUGAGCGAGGCAGGACCCAAGCGGCGCGAGCGGCUGGCGGCCGGGCGCGGCUUUCAGUGCAGGUGCGACCGGUGCGAGGCCGCGGACGAGCCGAGCGAGCAAAAGUGGAGCGGAGGGGCAAAGCCAGAGCGGAGCUCCAUUCCUGCUCCGACAGCGGAGGCGUUGGUGCAAUAUGCCACAUCCUCAGAAGAUGGAGCGUUGCCCGGUGGCCAGAGUGCCAAUCCCCCAGACGGCGCCCAGCCCAAGGCAGAAAAAUUCAUCGCCAAAGCCAAGCCAGGUGGUGAGAAGACCUCGCUUUGGGACGCGGUGGGCUCUCCUGUGCUCAAAAGUCAGGAGCCUGCAGGCCUCCUUCCCAAGGCCUUGCCGCGCGCCCCCCCGCCGCGCCCCGAUCCGGCCACGACCAAGCCGGCGGUACCGGCCGAUGAGCCGAGGGCGAAGGCUCCAGAGGGGUCACAGGAGUCGCAGGUGGGAGAGAAGAGGAAGCGCGCGCGCCGUGACGGCCAGGAAGCGCGGCGUGACGCCUUCGAGCUCCGGAGGAGGCGUCACGGCGCUCCUUUUUCUUCGGAGUUUCUGGGGAGAGACCUGGGCGAAAGUCCUUCGGAGUCCUUCGGGCUACGUCAUUCGGCGGUGAAGAACCGUGCCUUUUGGCAGGACCGCGGCCUGUCUUCAAGGCAGUACUACAGCACUUCGAAAGGCGGGUGGAUGACGACGAUGGUGAAAGCGGUGCACUUCGAUGACGCUGGGAAGGUGCAUGCCUAUGAUUGCUCCGGGAAGCAAGGUGCCCCGCCCUCGAAGGCCAAACAGGCCAUCGAGGCCGUCCUCCAGCCCAUUAUGGUUUUACUUGCGGAAGGCGCGGAGCUGGCCACAGAGUAUCUGAGAGCCGAAGGUGAUGGGCUUGGCGCUUUUGUUGAAACAGUGCCCGACACGGAUGGAGGCAGCGCCUGCUUCAACGCGCUCAUGCAUACUUUGCGCAUGAUUUCCGAGGGAGAAAUUCUACGCCUUGCGGUGUGUUUCACUGGAACCAAACGUGUGCGGGAGAUGCAAAGGUCGCAAUAG